This is a messenger RNA of Juglans regia (Persian walnut), 4281 nucleotides long. Its product is annotated as protein CHROMATIN REMODELING 8. Gene Ontology annotation, cellular component: nucleus. Gene Ontology annotation, biological process: transcription-coupled nucleotide-excision repair. Lineage: Eukaryota; Viridiplantae; Streptophyta; Magnoliopsida; Fagales; Juglandaceae. Gene Ontology annotation, molecular function: ATP-dependent chromatin remodeler activity; ATP binding. The transcript has 8 exons. The record is from RefSeq and is a predicted model, not a curated record. Bases 233 to 3931 code for a protein of 1232 amino acids.
AAAAAGAAGAAGAAAAGAUUGUAUGGAGACUAGUUACCCUCGCUGGCGACUCUUAAAAUCUUGCGGAAGAAGCCACGCGAUGUUUAUAUAUACGUACUUUGCUAUUGAAUUUACUGUUUUCAGAGAGGAGAAUCGGCGCGAUGUUGAAGGCGUCGCGGGACUGGGAGAAGGAGGUGGGCGUUUUAUUGUCUGCGCAUGAGAUUUGAGUGGAUGAGCGACUGGUGCCAUUUAUAUGGAGGAAGACGAGGAUAGAAUUCUGCUCAGCAGUUUGGGAAUAACAUCCGCGAAUCCUGAAGAUAUCGAGCGUGACAUAUUAGCUGGGGCUGCAAGGAAUGAUGAGAACAGUGGUGAAGGUGGAGGGAGCACGGAGGAGGAACUUCCUGAGAAGUCAGCUAGUAUUGACCCGUCAUCCACUAGCCAAGCAAAACUGUACCAUAAAUUGAGGGCAGUAGAGUUUGAAAUAGAUGCUGUUGCAUCCACUGUCGAACAAUCCAAUAAUGUUUCAAGUAACGAUGACAAUGCUUAUGAUGGUAAUGACGGUAGGGAGUUAGGAAAUCAAGAGGAUGGUGGUCAAGUUUCCCCUAACGACUUAGACCUCCAGCAUGCCUUGGCAACUGAUCGGCUAAGAAGCCUCAAGAAAACCAAGGCACAGCUUGAGAAAAAACUUUCGAAUUUGCGCAAGGACAACUCUUCCAAAGGUGUUGAACAAGACAAAGCCUUGCGAAAUCUGGUCAAGGAGGAGCCAAGGCAUAAGAGGAAGCUAAAAGAUGUUAAGAAGCCAGGAAAAAAGGUAGAAAAGAGACAGAAGAUAGUCAAAUUUGAAGAGGAUUCUGGUUUUGAUGCAAUUCUGGAUGCAGCAUCUGCUGGGUUUGUGGAAACAGAAAGGGAUGAAUUCAUUCGGAAAGGAAUUUUAACUCCGUUUCAUAAGUUGAAGGGCUUUGAGCGUCGCCUUCAACAACCGGGGUCAUCUAAUAGUCACGAUGUACCUAACAAAGAAGAUGAGAGUGAUGAUCUUGUUGCUUCCAGUGUUGCCAGAGCUGUACAGGCAAUGUCAGUGGCUGCUCAAGCUCGUUCAGCAACCAAGCUCCUCGAUCCAGAAGCUUUGCCAAAGCUUGAUGCACCCACUCACCCUUUUCAAAGGCUCAAAACACCUUUGAAACUUCCUGAAUCUGCCGAACGAGAGGUAGAAAAGAAUAGAAAAUCACAAAGAAAAAGGAAAAAGAAACGGCCUCUGCCUGACAGGAAGUGGACAAAGCUCGUUUCUCAGGAAGAAAAACACUUGGAAGAUUCUGAAGAUGCAAGAGAUGUGGUGACCUCCAGUUGUGAAGAUGAAAAGCCAGAGGAUGUUAUAAAUGUGGAUGAUCAUGAACCUCCUUAUGUAACACUAGAAGGCGGGCUAAAAAUACCAGAAAACAUCUUUUCUGCACUUUUUGACUAUCAAAAAGUGGGAGUGCAGUGGUUGUGGGAAUUGCAUUGCCAAAGAGCAGGUGGGAUUAUUGGAGAUGAGAUGGGUCUUGGUAAGACCAUCCAAGUCUUAGCUUUUCUCGGUGCACUGCAUUUCAGUAAUAUGUACAAACCGACGAUUAUUGUCUGCCCUGUUACACUAUUGCGACAGUGGAAAAGGGAAGCACAAAAAUGGUACCCAAACUUUCAUGUGGAGAUGCUACAUGAUUCUGCGCAGGAUCCUGUUAAUAGGAAGAAGCAAGCCAAGUCUUAUGAUAGUGAUUAUGAAAGUGAAGGUUCAUUUGAAAGUGAACACGAGGGGCACAUCUCAUCUAGGAGCAAUGGAAAAUGGGAUUCCUUGAUAAACCGUGUUUUACAAUCAGAAUCUGGGUUGCUUAUCACCACUUAUGAGCAACUGCGCAUAGUAGGGGAAAAAUUGCUUGAUAUUGAAUGGGGUUAUGCAGUUCUGGAUGAAGGACACCGUAUUCGGAAUCCUAAUGCUGAAAUUACUCUAGUUUGCAAGCAGCUACAGACUGUUCAUCGCAUUAUAAUGACUGGUGCACCAAUUCAGAACAAGCUGACUGAACUCUGGUCUCUAUUUGAUUUUGUUUUCCCUGGGAAGCUUGGUGUCUUACCUGUAUUUGAGGCAGAGUUUGCAGUUCCCAUAUCUGUUGGUGGUUAUGCUAAUGCUUCACCAUUACAAGUAUCCACAGCUUACAGGUGUGCUGUGGUCCUGCGGGACUUGAUCAUGCCUUAUCUCCUUCGACGUAUGAAGGCCGAUGUGAAUGCCCACCUUCCAAAGAAGACCGAACAUGUCCUCUUUUGCAGCCUCACUGCAGAGCAACGGUCUGUGUAUCGAGCUUUCCUGGCUAGCACUGAGGUGGAACAGAUUUUAGAUGGGAAUAGAAAUUCGCUUUAUGGAAUUGAUGUCAUGCGUAAGAUUUGCAACCACCCUGAUCUUCUUGAGAGGGAGCAUUCGUCCCAUAACCCAGACUAUGGGAAUCCUGAACGCAGUGGAAAAAUGAAAGUUGUUGAACAAGUGCUGAAGGUUUGGAAGGAACAAGACCAUCGGGUUCUUCUUUUUACACAAACUCAACAAAUGCUUGAUAUUCUUGAGAAUUUCUUGGUUGCUGCUGGCUAUAGCUACAGGAGAAUGGAUGGUCUUACUCCCAUAAGACAGAGAAUGGCCUUAAUAGAUGAAUUUAAUAAUUCAAAUGAUGUCUUUAUCUUUAUUUUGACAACCAAGGUUGGUGGUUUGGGCACAAAUUUAACUGGUGCAGACCGGGUGAUUAUCUACGACCCUGACUGGAACCCUUCAACUGACAUGCAGGCUAGGGAGCGUGCCUGGCGUAUUGGUCAGAAACGGGAUGUAACAGUAUAUAGAUUGAUCACACGUGGGACUAUAGAGGAGAAGGUGUACCACCGACAGAUUUAUAAACAUUUUCUAACCAAUAAGAUUUUGAAGAACCCACAACAGAGAAGGUUCUUUAAAUCUCGAGAUAUGAAGGAUCUCUUCACAUUGAAUGAUGGCGGAGAGGGUGGGUCAACUGAAACAUCUAAUAUUUUCAGUCAGCUUUCUGAAGAUGUAAAUGUUGUUGGGUCUCAGAAAGAUAAGCAGGAUGAGCAUAAACCUCUUAAAGUUUCUGCACGACAUGCUGAUGUUGUUGCACCUGAAAAUGGUGACCAAUCAGACAUUGCAACUUCCAGUAGUAAAGGAGAAGAAAAAGCUGAUAACAGCGAUGGUGAUGUAGAUGAAGAAGCAAACAUUUUAAGGAAUCUUUUUGAUGCCCAUGGGAUACAUAGUGCUAUGAACCAUGAUGUGAUCAUGAAUGCUCACGAUGAGGAAAAGAUGAGGCUUGAGGAACAAGCUUCCCAAGUUGCACAAAGAGCUGCAGAAGCAUUACGCCAGUCACGAAUGCUCCGAAGUCGGGACAGUAUAUCUGUCCCAACAUGGACUGGGAAAUCUGGGACUGCUGGUGCACCAUCAUCUGUGCGCCAGAAGUUUGGUUCAACUGUGAACUCUAAGUUGGCAAAUAGUAGUCAGCAGUCAAAUGAAUUCUCCAGUAAUGGAAUUAGUAAUGUAAAUGGCAUUGCCGCUGGGGCAUCUGCUGGGAAGGCACUAUCUUCAGCUGAACUAUUGGCUAGAAUCCGAAAUAACCAAGAAAGAGCUGUUGGUGCUGGACUUGAAAAUCAGCAAGGGUUGGCUUCAAGUUCUCGUAACCAGGCAAGAUCUAUCGAUGUUGGGCCUUCUAGAUCAUCGAAGAACAUAGCUGGAGUACAACCUGAAGUAUUGAUACGUAAGAUCUGUACAUUUAUACAGCAAAGAGGCGGAAGCACCACUUCAGCCAGCAUAGUGCAGCACUUUAAAGACAGGAUACCUACGGAGGAUCUGCCUUUGUUUAAGAAUCUUUUGAAGGAAAUAGCAACACUGGUGAAAGACCUGAAUGAAUCAUGUUGGGUUCUAAAGCCAGAGUAUCAAGAACAAUAAUAUCGUCAACCACUGGUAAUCCCUGUGCAUGCCUUGUUUUGACUUCAUCAAAUAUUCAUCAUCAAGGAUCUGGAGCCCAUAUUCAACCGCCUAGUCGCAAAGGUGACAGACAAGAAGCCAAGCUCCCUUUAUAGUUUCUAGGUACUUUUUUUUUUUUUUUGGCCCUUUCCGAUUCAGACCACAACGAACACACCCUUUUACUGUACAGUAUUAAAUUCCAAAGGUUAAAGGUUUUGGUUUUGGUUUUUUUUUUUUUGAUCGGUAAUCAAAGGUAAUUAUUCAUAGAAAUUGGCAUAGCCGGAAGUAUACUUUUAUUUUGUUUCUGGAAGACAAUGAGCAGAAUUAGAUCA